Molecule: messenger RNA, 207 nt
Organism: Acanthoscelides obtectus
Lineage: Eukaryota; Metazoa; Arthropoda; Insecta; Coleoptera; Chrysomelidae
Source: the annotation of a GenBank genome assembly
AUGACGCUUGCAUUAAAGAAUCAUCGUAGGACUAUAUUCAGGUGGUACAGAGAAUUCCAAGGGGGCAAUUUCACUCUAGACGACGCGGCUGAGAGGGAAGGAAGGCCGCGAACGAAACAGGGAUGGUGUACUAGUAACAUAAUUAUGAUUGAAGAUCUGCGUAUAGCGGUCCAACUAGCAGUAGAUAGAUCGAUAUGUGUCGCGUAA